AUGAAAAAACUCGCAGUUCUUGGUUCUGCAAAUGGCGAUCUUUAUGUGGAAGUCAACAAACUUCCAUUAAUUGGGGAAACCAUUCAAGCUCAUGCAGGAGGCGAAUUGAGAGCUGGUGGAAAAGGUGCAAAUCAAGCAGCUGCUGCAUCGCUAUUAGGUGGAUCUACAUUCUUUUUAGGCCAGGUUGGAAAUGAUGCAGCUGGAGGUAUGCUGAAAUCUGAACUCUCUUCUAGAGGGGUCAAUAUUGAAAACAUUAAUACUUUAAGUGAUACUCCAAGUGGGCAAGCUAUUAUUAUUCUCUUAACAACUGGAGAUAAUUCAAUUAUCAUCAUUGGAGGUGCUAAUAUGAGAUGGAGCUCCCUUUCCGAGUCAAUAAGAAAUACGAUUAUUAACUGCGAUGCUUUAUUGUUGCAAAGAGAAAUUCCUGACGAAAUAAAUAUCCAAGCUGCAAGACUUGCCAAAGAAAACGGAAAAAUUGUUAUCAUGGACACUGGUGGAAAAGAAGGAGAACUGCCUAACGAAUUAUUAGAAAAUGUUGAUAUUUUGUCACCAAAUACGACAGAACUAGAAAGGUUGACUGGGAUUCAAAAUGAUAUUGUGCAAGCAUCAGAAAAAUUAUUUAAAAUUGGCGUUAAACAUUUAGUGGUUAAAUUGGGGAGUGAAGGAUCAUUAUAUUUAGGUAGUAAUGGGAGAUAUGAGCAAAGAGCCCUAACCUAUUAUCUAUAUUUGUGGAUAUUUUCAGAAAUUAACUUAUAUUAUUUACAAAAUAAAAAAAUAAUUAAUUUGUAUAAAAAUUAUAAUAAAAAAAAUUUAUUUAAAUAAGAGAUUAAGCGACCAAGAAUUGAGUAUAGUCGAUACAACUGGUGCUGGAGACUGCUUUACAGCCGCCCUCGCAGUCAAACUCUUAGAAAGAGGCAGCCUUCACCUCGAAGACUUUGCAGAAGCCAUGAAAUUUGCUUCAGCAGCUGCAUUUUUAUCAAUUACCAAAAAAGGAGCACUCGAGUCCAUGCCUAAUCGUGAUGCAGUUGAAGCCUUUUUAACUAAAUUCCAAUAG
This is a messenger RNA of Blepharisma stoltei, 1054 nucleotides long. NCBI's taxonomy places the organism in Eukaryota, Ciliophora, Heterotrichea, Heterotrichida, Blepharismidae. The record is from the annotation of a GenBank genome assembly.